GGAUGUAGUUCCGGGUCGAGGAGGAGGAGAGUGGAACUCUGGGAAAUGUAGUGUCAUAAAACCAAUGUUGUAUUUCUCCAUAGCAUUGCAUUGUAUUUCAUAAGCUGGUUCAACUGAGGUCAAAAUGUCUGGAACUCAGGAGAAACCUGGGUUUUCAUUAACCAAGGCGGUGGAGGAUGUCAGCCAGCAUGGCUAUGUUCAGACUGAGGCCCUGAAGGACAAACAGAAGACACUCGUCUCCCUGCAGGCAACUCUUUCAGAGGUUGAGAGGAAAAGUGAGACGGCAGAGCGGGAGCUGAGAUCUAAAGUGAGGGAGUUCCUGAUGCUGGAGGGCGAGAUGGAGCACCUGGAGCUUCAGAAGAAAGUCCUGCUCGAUCGCUGUGCAGCCAUCGGCGAGGAAAACGCAGAACUCCAGAUUUGUAUAACCGUGGAGGAGGAGAAGGCUCGAAUGGCACCGGCAAAGUUCAACACUUAUCGAAAGAAGAUGGAGGGUCACGGGGCAGCUGUUUUGCGUGCGGCGAGCCAGACGGAGGCCCAUAAAGAGCUGGAGGAGAAGAGGGCGCUGGUCAGGAUGCUGACACUGCAGAAAGAGGAGCUGAGGGAAGAUUUGGAGAAUCCAAACGGAAACACGGUGCAAAUGUCAAAGAGUGAAAACGAUGCCCUGAAGAGGGAAAUCUCUAUGACGAAGGAGACUGUAGCUAAGAAGAGAGAGCAAGUGCAAAAAGAGUUUGCCACUCAUGCUCAGAUAAAGAAAGACAUAGAGAUCCAGAACAGGCGAUACGAAGCCAUCGUCAAGCGCCUCCACUGCCAACUGAGCAGGGCCCAGGCUGUCCACAGGCAAAUGUCUGAAGACGUCUACCACAUGGAGAGACAGCUGGCCGAGCUCAAAGGGCAGCUGGAGUCAUCGGCGGUCAGUGGUCGUUAAACUGCAGAGUCGCACUUGGUUCAACUGGGUGAACGUGGUUAAUGAUACUGUUUAUU
Anoplopoma fimbria (sablefish) is the source of this 981-nucleotide messenger RNA. Its product is annotated as coiled-coil domain-containing protein 122-like. The transcript is spliced from 6 exons. Lineage: Eukaryota; Metazoa; Chordata; Actinopteri; Perciformes; Anoplopomatidae. The coding region runs from base 125 to 925 and encodes 266 amino acids. The record is from RefSeq and is a predicted model, not a curated record.